GGCCGAUUGAUACAAAAUAUUUGACGUUGAUUACAAAAAUUUAGACAUUUAUAAAAGAGAAUUUUAUUGUUGUACUAAAAUUUUAGUAUCAGAAGGAUAUGAUGAAUGGAGGGUAGUGAUAUAUUAUUGGAAGGAAGAUGAAGAUGAAGAUGAAGAUGAAGAUGAAGAUGAGAUAGUGUAGGGGGGAUGCAAGAGGAGAAGUACAAGGGUGAGCAGAGCAGAGCAUCCUAUAAAUGGAAAACGGUUGGCGGAAACAUCGGAAGGAACGUGGGAGGGAGAGAGCUUUCUACUAAGGGACUAAGGUUACCCGAUCAUGAAGACAACCAAAGAGGCAUUGUUUCCUUUUCGGGCACGAACAAAAUAAUUAGCUCUCGCGCUCUCUCGCUGCCGUUUCGUUUCCCUGAACGCCUCACCAGUGUUCAGAUCCAUUUUGGUGAGUUUUAAGCGGCAGAGCAAGCGAGGGCCUUCAUAGUACGGUGUACGGAGAUUAGCACCACAUUUCUGGUUGUUGAUUUUUGCAGCCUCUCUUCUGCGAAUCUCAAAAAUGUGAUGUAUAAUCUCCCAGGGCAGACUAACCUUCUAGAGAUCAACCAGCCUUUAGCAUGCGCAGUAACUCUUCCUGCCUCCACGAGACGACUCUUCAAGAUGGCCGUAGCCGUUGAUCAAGCUCAUGGAUUCACGUCACUAGCUCGACCCCCUAGAUGUAAACGCAAGUCUUCCAGUAAGUUCGAUUACAAGAUGCUCAAUAUCAGUCAAUCCGAGCUCACACAGUCUCUGGAACAUGCCUUUAACUUCAGUUAUAUCCACAAGAGCUUCUCCACCCCGUGCCUGUCUCAUUCCUCUAGACCAGAAGAUGAUUCUGCUACCAAUCCAAGGAUCGAAAUCAUUGUGGGGCAUGAUGCCCCCCAAAUACACGCUCUGGUGGUUGAGGUUGCAGUAGCUAUGGCCUGUGGCGUCAACCCUGAGCCAGUGUCGAGUGGGCUUGGUGGUGCCUACUUUCUGCGUGCUAAAAACGGUGAUAGGAUAGCUGUUGCAAAGCCUGUAGAUGAGGAACCUCUAGCAUUCAACAACCCCAAAGGCUACACUGGACGGAUGUUGGGCCAACCGGGCAUGAAAAGUUCCAUCAGGAUAGGCGAAACAGGCCUUCGUGAAUCAGCUGCUUAUCUCCUUGACCAUGGUGGCUUUGCCGGUGUCCCUCCUACUGCAUUGGUCAAAUUUUCUCAUGUCCGGUUCAACUCAAAUAGUUCAGGAUCAAAUUCAAGCCCGCUUUAUAAGAUUGCGUCCCUUCAACGUUUCGUGGAUCAUGAUUCUGAUGCAGGAGAUAUGGGCCCUUCAACUUUCUCAGUCACGGAUGUACACCAUAUUGGGAUACUGGACAUAAGAUUGAUGAAUCUCGACCGACAUGCAGGAAACAUUCUUGUGAGGAAACAAAAUGAGAGUUAUGGCCGGGGAGAUGCUGAGCUAGUGCCAAUAGAUCAUGGAUAUUGCUUGCCGGAGUCGCUUGACGAUCCAUAUUUUGAGUGGCUGCAUUGGCCUCAGGCUUCAAUUCCUUUUUCAGAGAUUGCAGUCGACUACAUAUCCCGUCUCGAUCCAUAUAAAGAUGCGGAGCUGCUAAGAACUGAGCUUCCGUCAAUCAGGGAGUCUUCCAUUCGGGUUCUUGUGAUCUGUACGAUAUUCUUGAAGCAAGCAACGGCCUAUGGGUUGUCCCUUGCUGACAUGGGUGAAAUAAUGACUAGAGAAAUCAAUGGAGGAGAAGAAAAUUGGAGUGUGUUGGAGAACUUAUGCAUGAUUGCUAAAGCUCGCUUGAACAAUGGACUCACUGAUGAUAAUGUCAUCAAGAGUGAUCAUGGUGAAGAAGACAUUGAUGUAAGCCAUGAGGAUCGCCUCAAUCAAGAGUCUGAUGCCCCUCCUGUUUUUCACAACUCCCCGGCAAAAGGUUGCUUGAUAUCCCCGGUAGCAAACUACAAUCAUGAUGGGGAAGGCAUUUCUUUCGGGGACAUGGACAACGAUGAGUGGCACUCGUUCUUGGGCAUUUUCGAGAAGCUUUUGUCCAAAGCCUUUGAGAAAAGAACAUCCAUGGGCUUGUCAAACCAAAGGUUUGGAUCUUCUUGUGAAUUUUGAACAACAUAUGGAGUGGAAAAACUGCCUACAUUUGGUUAGCAUCAAAUAAUCAAUGUACACAUUAGAGUAUGAACACCCCGGAUAAAAUGCUUAAGACAGUCGAUUAAAAAACAUCAUAGAGUAGAAGGAAAAGGAAUAGGCAAGGCGCCAUCCUUUCCGAUGUAGGAUUUUGACCAGGUUUCGAUUCCUCACUUGCUUUUACCUUAAUUUCCCACUUCAUACAAUGUCCUGUUGUUUUGUCUAUAGAGCUCGAAAUUUUGUGUUGGUAUCGAACUUGGUGUUUUUUUUUUUUUUUUAAACAUAAGACCUUGUAAGUGAUACUCUACUAUUAUAGCAAAGCAUAAGCCAUAGGCCGAGGAUGUACAUACAGCCAUUGUCUUGAUGAAUAAAAUAUGUCUUAUGUUAUAAGGGGCUAAUACAAUACAAUGUCUCAAAGGACAUAUAGUACAGAGUUGAGCUUGCAGGUCUAGAUCUGAUUUGGACAUAGUCGCUUAGUUCCUUUUACUUUUGUUUUGUUAGUUGUAUUUGAGGUUUUAUGCUUGCAAAGGUUGUUAUGGAAGAUAUGAAUCUUUGGAUGUUUAUUCCUG
Molecule: messenger RNA, 2708 nt
Organism: Sesamum indicum (sesame)
Lineage: Eukaryota; Viridiplantae; Streptophyta; Magnoliopsida; Lamiales; Pedaliaceae
Product: phosphatidylinositol 4-kinase gamma 8
Source: RefSeq, a predicted model, not a curated record